AUGGAGGAUGAACAAUCAUCAUCAUCUUCAAUCACAGCUUCUACAAAUCAAUCAGGUAAUUAAAAACAUAAACUGAUAAAAUUGUCUUCUCCCGCUAACAAACUUCCUGUUGCGAAACAUUUUGGGUUUCAUUUUUCUUUCUUUUUUUCACGUUUGUAACUCAAAAAAGUUUAGUUUUCGCCUCUACUAAUGUACCCAGAAAGCAUUUACGAAAUUGACAAUUUCGUUUAUCUUUUUUUUGUGUCCGAAGAAGUUUCUUUUUUCCGAAAAUUGGAAAACGAGAAAAUGCGGAGGAGGAAAAAAAGGAGUGAAGUUUUAUCCGGACAAAAAUCGCAGAAUAGUUCCCUUGAGAAUCACAAACCACCAAAUAUAUAUCUAGACAGCAGCAAAAAGUUAAGUUUCUAAGGGAUCUCAAACAAAUAUUGAAAUUUUUUGAAAGCUACCAGAAUGAUUUUUAGAUCCUUCGUCUUUUUCAAAUCUAUAAAUUUGAUAAUAAAAUCACUUUGCAGUUGAAUUGUUGGUUUCUUUUUCAUUCAACUGAAACGAACAAGUAUCCAUGAAUUAAUUAGUGUUCUUUAUUAUGCAUAGACUCGUUUUUUUAAUGCAAAAUUCAAAUCGGCGCCAACUUUUAGUCUCUAUAUAUUCUUCUUCACAGAAAAAAAAAAGAAGAAAGAAAGAAGAAGAUUGAAUUUGAGGGGAAAAGUUGUGGGUCCUCUCGACGAACAAAAGAAUGAAUAAAUGUGUGAGAAAAAACGCUAAAGGAUGCUCUUUUUUCCUCACUUUUUGACUACUACUACUACUUUUCGAUAAAUAUUUUUGUUGGUUUACUUUUAGGGAGUCAGACAUCAGAAAAAUAAAGAAACAAACGAACAAAAACAAGUACUGUAGAAAUAUUUGAUGGCCAAUUCAACUCAACGAAAAAACAUCUUGAAUCAAUUAGCCCACGCUUAAAUUGUUGUUUCAGCAAAAGAAAUAAAAGUUUCAGAGCUAAACAAAAAAAAGUUUUUUUUUUCAUUUUAGAAGACACGUAGGAAUAAUAACAAAGAAAAAUGGGGGAGAAUCCCUUGAGAGUUGAGAUUAGACCUUGGGUAAGAAAAUGAAUGAAUGAGUCACAAGAGAGAUAAAAAGAAGGAAAUUUGAAAUUGUAGUUGUAUAGAAAAAGGAAGGAAAUAUUGUGGAAUAAAAUACCGAAAAACAAUAAUAAUCAUAUCAUGGAAAAUUACAAAAAAAGAGGAUUGACCAAUUGCUAGAUGUGAUUUUCUAUAGAACUGUAUUAGAAAAAGAGAAUUUUAAUAUCUGACCAAAAAAAAUUCCAACUAACCUCGAGCCACACUUUUAAUGUCAUUUUCCAUAUCCGAAAAAUUUCGAAAUAAAACAUUUCCACGUUAAAUUUUCAAAUUAAUUUGAGGUCACAAAACACGUGUUUUUCAUUUUUUUUUUCAAAAUCAACCAUUUUUGGCAUUUUCAAUUUUAUAUACGCAAAAGAAAUCAAAGAUUCCAAAAAAAUCGAGUUAGUUUUCUCUUUGUCAAUGAUGUUAUAAUUUUCAGAACGCUAAACCAUAAUCAAAUUUUCAAAUAAAUUGAAUAAUUUCUGAUCUUUAUAGGUAUCUCAACUUCUGGUUCUUUAAUUGUAAAUCGACGCCGACAAGAAGGAAAUCCAGUAUUGAAAUAUGUUCGAAAUGUCCGUUAUGAAUGGGGCGAUAUUGCACCAGACUUUGAAUGCGGUUCAACUUUUGCCGUGAUUUAUUUGAGUUUUAAGGUUUGCGAUUUGGCGGGUACAAUUGAAAUAUUUGCAGAAAAGAUGAAGGUGUGAAAUAUUUAUUCUUCACUUUUUUUUGACGUCACAGCUGUUCUCGGACUAAAAACCUCGAAAUGAUAUAAAUAAAGCUGUCAAUAAUAAUUCGUCAAAAAAUAGUGAGAAAAAAAGAAGAGGAUGAAUUUUGAAGAACUUGGGGGAACUUUUUUAUGUUCUUUUAUGAUCUCUUUUUUCGGUUUCGAAAAUUUCAUGAAAUUAAAUUAGAAAUUGUAUACAUUGAUGAAUGAAGGAUUACCAUAUACUUUGAAAAUUAGAAAAUGAAAGAAACACCUAAUCCUUCGACGGAUAUGUCUAGUUUGCUAAUUUAUGAACAAAAAAGGGAUAUGAAAAAUUAUUUAAUUUUUUUUACAGUAUCAUAAAAUGCAUCCAAACUAUGUAUAUAGUCGUUUAAGUGCUCGAGCAGAAAAUAAUUACAAGAACAAAGUUUUAUUGGCAUUUUGUAAUGUUGAAGAACCUCGACACGUUCUUCGAGAAUUGAAUAUGAUGUGUUAUAGACAAUCAUGGACUCUUGUUGUUUGUUAUUCGGUAAUUUAUAGAUUUAUCCAAUGAUUUUAUUUCAAUUAUAAUAAUUUCAGGUUGAAGAAGCUGCUGAAUAUAUCGAAAAUUUCAAACUUUCGCAAUCAAAAGAUGUUACAUUUAAGUAAGUAUGUUUUCUGAACAACACAAAACAAGAUGAAAGAAGGGAAAAAAAGAGUCGGAAAUUAUACGCGCGCUCACUCUUUUUACCAAACACUAUUUUGUUGGUUAGACUCGAUCAAGCGAGCUAUUGUUCCGACACAAAAGUUUUUUUUCCCGCAUUUUCUUUGUUGGUCAGAUGUUUUGAGGGAUUCAUAUUUUUCUCUUCUUCAGAAAACCCAAUCAGUCUGCCACGGAUGACGCGAGACAAAAAGCAUUGGAAGCGGCGAUUGGAAUAUUGACAUCGGCUAGAAAUAUUUCGAAAACUGAUGCUCAAAGACUUCUUUUCAAUUUCGGAACAUUGGAAAAUAUUUGCAAAGCUGAUGAAUCUCAACUUGCUCUAAGUCCUGGAUUAGGACCUAUCAAAGCCAAAAAUCUUCAUGCAUUUUUAAGAUGUCCACUUUCUAGCUGA
This is a messenger RNA of Caenorhabditis angaria, 2903 nucleotides long. The record is from the annotation of a GenBank genome assembly. Lineage: Eukaryota; Metazoa; Nematoda; Chromadorea; Rhabditida; Rhabditidae.